This is a messenger RNA of Hyla sarda, 2005 nucleotides long. RefSeq names its product dehydrogenase/reductase 3 (gene DHRS3). Gene Ontology annotation, cellular component: lipid droplet. The record is from RefSeq and is a predicted model, not a curated record. The transcript has 6 exons. Gene Ontology annotation, molecular function: oxidoreductase activity, acting on the CH-OH group of donors, NAD or NADP as acceptor. The coding region runs from base 198 to 1106 and encodes 302 amino acids. Lineage: Eukaryota; Metazoa; Chordata; Amphibia; Anura; Hylidae.
UCCUGUCCUCCCUCCCGGGGAGGUGACACGUCGGUGCCCGCGGACAGUCGGGGGGCGGGCGGUAGGAGGAGGAGGUAUGAUCCGGGGGGAGGGGAGGCCGCACCGCACACACCGUCCCCGCCGCCCGGUUCAUGGGGUAUAUAAGCCGCAGCUGCUCCAGCGCAGACCGGACUGGAUGAGAGAACUUUCCCGGGGAGAUGUUGUGGCGGAGCCUGGGCCGAGCGCUGCUGCUCCCGGGGCGGAUGGUGCUGUGUGUCCUGCGGGCGGCGCUGUCCCUGCUGCUCCCGGGGAGGACGAGAGACCUGCGGGGGGACACGGUGCUGAUCACCGGCGGAGGAAGGGGGAUCGGGCGGCAGCUGGCGAGAGAGUUCACCCGGAGGGGAGCCAAGAAGAUAAUUUUAUGGGGAAGAACAGAAAAGUGUCUGAAGGAAACGGCUGCGGAGAUCCGGCAAAUGGGGUCGGAGUGCCACUACUUCAUAUGUGACGUCGGCAACAGAGAAGAGGUGUACCAGCAAGCCAAAGCUGUCCGAGAAAAGGUGGGCGAUGUCACCAUCUUAGUAAAUAACGCUGCAGUGGUUCAUGGGAGGAGCCUGAUGGACAGUGAUGACGACGCCCUCCUGAAGUCCCAGCACAUCAACACUUUAGGACAGUUCUGGACUACCAAGGCGUUCCUGCCUCGUAUGCUGGAAUUACAGAACGGACACAUCGUCUGUAUAAACUCUGUCCUGGCCUUAUCCGCCAUCCCAGGAGCCAUUGACUACUGCACCUCCAAAGCUUCCUCCUUUGCCUUCAUGGAGAGCCUGACCCUGGGGUUGUUGGACUGUCCGGGGGUCAACGCCACCACCGUGUUACCCUUCCACACCAGCACCGAGAUGUUCCAAGGAAUGAGAGUCAGGUUUCCUGGUUUAUUUCCUCCUCUGAAGCCGGAAACUGUAGCUAGGAGGACGGUGGAGGCCGUUCAGAAGAAUCGCGCGCUCUUACUGCUGCCCUGGACUAUGCAUCUUCUUGUCAUCUUAAAAAGUGUUCUCCCCCAAUCGGCACUUGAAGAAAUCCACAGGUUUUCAGGCUCUUACACUUGCAUGAACACAUUCAAAGGGAGGACAUAAAUCCAGCCGAGGAACCGAGGAAAAAGUUAAUGAGCCAGAAGCGGAGACCCCUCCCCCAAGAGCGCGGAUGGCGGUAAAGCAUCGUGCCUCCGAUCUACAAGGCUUCUGAAGGAACGUCGGUCCUCCGGAUCAGACAUUGCAGCGCAGCCUCUGCAGGCCCUGAUCUCGUUGAACUGUAUAUGGAGGGUGAAGGCCGACAGUUUUAUUUAUUUUUUAAAUAGUUUUGAUGGUUUUAAAUUUUUUAAAGAUAAUUUUAUUCUUUAAAUCGGCCGAUAAUGUAAAUAUUUACACUUCAGUUUUAUUGUUCUGCAUUUUAAUUGGAUUAUUCUGCUGGUCUGGUUCCUCACAACAUCUGCCUCGUGAUGGUUUUUACCGGUGGGCCAGUGACUAGGCCGAUGUGCGGUAUGGUGCUGUGGGCCGGUGACUAGGCCGGUGUGCGGUAUGGUGCUGUGGGCCGGUGAGCGGUAUGGUGCUGUGGGCCGGUGACUAGGCCGGUGAGCGGUAUGGUGCUGUGGGCCGGUGACUAGGCCGGUGAGCGGUAUGGUGCUGUGGGCCGGUGAGCGGUAUGGUGCUGUGGGCCGGUGACUAGGCCGGUGAGCGGUAUGUUGCUAUGGGCCGGUGACUAAGCCAAUGUGCGGUAUGUUGCUGUGGGCUGGUGUGCGGUAUGUUGCUGUGGGCCGGUGACUAGGCCAAUGUGCGGUAUGUUACUGUGGGCUGGUGACUAGGCUGGUGUGCGGUAUGUUGCUGUUCGCCGGUGACUAGGCUGGUGUGCGGUAUGUUGCUGUGGGCCGGUGACUAGGCCAAUGUGCGCUAUGUUGCUGUGGGCCGGUGACUAGGCUGGUGUGCGGUAUGUUGCUGUGGGCCGGUGACUGGGCCAAUGUGCGGUAUGUUGCUGUUCG